GUGUUUGUAUGUAAUAUUGUGGUCAUUGUGUUUGUAUGUAGUAUUGUGGUCAUUGUGUUUGUAUGUAGUAUUGUGGUCAUUGUGUUUGUAGGUAGUAUUGUGGUCAUUGUGUUUGUAUGUAGUAUUGUGGUCAUUGUGUUUGUAUGUAGUAUUGUGGUCAUUGUGUUUGUAUGUGGUAUUGUGGUCAUUGUGUUUGUAUGUAGUAUUGUGGUCAUUGUGUUUGUAUGUAGUAUUGUGGUCAUUGUGUUUGUAUGUAGUAUUGUGGUCAUUGUGUUUGUGUGUAGUAUUGUGGAUGGCACUUGAUAGAAUCUUGGGUGUGAGGGCUAACGAUUUCUAGGUUUAUUUGUUGUUAUUUCUUUGGCCCAUUGGUUGGGGUAGAGUGACGUCCCUUGAGAGAUUGUUAUUGUCAGAGGCUUAGUUUUGAGACCAAUAGUAGAAGGACAGUAUAAGUCAGUUGCAUAGUUUGUUGUAUAUUUAAUAGUCCAACAUUGGAUUGUUUUAUUUACAGUUAUAAGUUCAUUUCUGAUUACUUUUAUUAAAUAUUUACUCUUUUCAGUGGCGUAGCAAGGUACCCGUGGGCCCGGGUUCAAGAAUAUAUUGGUGGGCCCCCUAACCCAAUAAGACGAAUGUAAUGUGUGACAAAAUCAUCGAGUAAUCUUAAUGUAUCGGUAUAUUUACCAAAAGACAUUCCAAUACAACUAGAGUAGAAUAAUCUUAUUACGUUUGAAACAGAACACCAACUUUGAACAGAAUGAAACGAAUUAAUGGUGUUUCAAAUUGUAUCAAUAAACGUUUGAUGAGAUCUAGUUCCCAUUCUACACGUUUACAUUCUUAAAAAAAACUUUUAGGUGUAAAACGUUGAAACAUUGAUACAAACUAGUAUCAAGUUCUACGUCCAUUAUUUAACAGUAAAUAGAUAGAAUAUUUAUUGACUGUCAUUUUUCUGGCCUUUUAAGUAGCAAAGUAAGAAACCAGUGCAUCUAUUUCUAAAUGUGCGAGCGGCUUCUUUUGAUGAAACAAUGCCCAAAGGCAAUCCUAGUAUCCUGUCAUAUUGGAAGCACCAUCAUAGCUUUAGCCUCGAAGUUUAUUUAAGGAUAAAUGUGGAUUUUUUAAUUAUUUGGAGCAUUUGUUCUGUCAAUUAUGCAGACAUCUGGUUCUCACAAAUAUGGAAACCUAGAAAUGACAAUCUAAUUGCCAUUUCUUUGGAUGUUCCGUUAUCGGAGAUCACUAAACAGUAUAUAACCAAAAUAAAACUAAUAUGAUCAACUUUUUUUUUGUCUGAGCGCUGUCACCAAUGAAAGAGAAAUGUGGUGCAGAAUGGAUGUUCUAUAGUUACCGGUAUUUUGCCAGGACUGCAUUGCCCUACGGGUCAAUUUUUUUUUUUUGAAUGUGUGGGGCUUUGAAUUCCUGCCAAAUGUCAAUAUUCAUAACAAUUUUCUGAUGUUUUUGUAUAAAUAUAGUUAACUUACUUUAGAGCUAUGAACCAAGUUUCAACCAAACACCAAGCAUUGGUCAGUGAAAGACACUAUUCCAUUCAUCUAGUCAUCUCUCUAUCUUCUAGAUCUUUGUUAUAAACUUACUCCCCAAAUCAGUUUCCUCAUUCAUUGCACUAGCACAAACAUAUUUAAUUUUAAUGAUUCCUAUGUAACACUCGGAUGUUUCUCUGGCUUGAUAAAUAUUGAAUGGUAUUUUCAUUUUUUUCUGUUUAGAUUUUACCCACCCCCUUUUUUAUUCUGUUCUAAUUGCAUUAAAUUGUUUUUACCCACUACAGAAGACAACAAAACGAUGUGAUGAAGACUUCCGGGGACACAGUCGUCCUGAUCGAAUGUUCUACACUAGUUUACAGUGUCUAAUUUGGCGGAUUUAAUCAGCAGCAUCAUCAUCCAACUCCAUUUGAGAAAGGGCUUGAGAGUCUCAAAUCCUCUCUUGCAAAAGCACUGGACAGAAAUCCUGCUGUCUUCCAUAGUGCACAAAUGUCGCCAUACAGGUCGAGAAUUUUGGGUUUUUCAGACCUGUUGAGACGGAGGUCAGCAAGUCUGGGGCAGUCAAACAGAAUAUGAGGCACGGUUUCCUCUUCUUCCCCGCAGCGGGGGCACCGUGAAUCAAAAUUUGGCCAUAGCCGCGAGAAAUAUGAGCAAACAGGACAAUGGCCUGUCCUGCACUGUGCUAUAAUAGCUUGCUUAGGCCUGGACAGCCUCCACCAAAGUGCGGUCAGGGCGCCUCAUGCGCUCCCAGACUCCACGGGCUUUUUGGGACUUGUCCCAGCACUCAAACCACUUUUCCAUUUCUGUUUUUUUAAUUAUACCCAGGGCAUGAUGAACGCUUACAGCUUGUUCAGUGGGUUGAAUUUGCCUUUCCUGGUGAGCCAAAGAGUCUGCAAUUGUGUUGCCAGUCACACCUAUGUGACACGGUACCCACUUAAUUAUUACAGGGAUGCCAUAGCGUUCUUUAAUGUUAUUUGAAGCCAUGAUGACAGUGUUGAUAUUCGAGGGCGAUGGUCCGGGGCUUUGCAAAGCCUGUAGUACAGAUUUUGAGUCAGUGACCACAACAAUUUGUGUUGUCCUCAAAUGUCCCUCGCCGAGUUGAGUCAAUGACUUUUAAGGCUUCACAGACUGCCAGAGUCUCUGCAUUAAAACUACAAACACUACCACAUGGUCCAAAGAUUUUGACUGAGUAAGAGCCAAGAAAGUCGAUGUAGGCUCCAUAGCCUGCUCUUCCAGAAUCUAUUGAUGCCGACCCAUCAGUGUAUGCAAAAAUAGCACUGGGCUUGAAGGUAUUAAUGGUCUCCAGAGCUAGGAUUUGAAGGUCGUUAGAUGAACGACUUAGCUUAGUGGCAUUUGGGUCUAGUAGUUUCAAACGUAUGUCUGGGGUCGUUGGGCGACACCAAGUGGGAAGGGGAUGAAAGCGUUAAAUGUUUUGUCGGUUGGUGGAGAGCUUUAUCAGAUAGUCUAGUGGCAUGAUGCAUAAAAGACUGCAUCUGGAUACGUCUUCUGCAUCUCCAACCAUCCACUAGUUUUCUAGCUGGGAGGUAUUCAUUCAGCCUUUUAUACCACUCAUAGCAGGUCAGUACUGACCUUUCCCUCCUAAGGUUUAGUGGACCUAUAUUAGCCAUUUUUUCAGCCGCAUUUACUGGACUUGUCCUAAAUCUUAGUGCUUGGGACUGUAUUUUAUCAAGUUGUUCAAGAGCAGUCCUAGAGCCAUAAAUUUGCACAGGUAGGCGGAAUCAAUAGUACUAGAAACAUAACAAGCAUGACAGAUCAGUGUCAAAUAAACCUUUUUAGUAGUACAAUUGAGAACUUGCUUGUAUUAACGUUCCAUCAUAUCAUAGGUGGGUUAAAUUUUAAAGAUAUAUUACACAAUAUUUUAAAUAUAAAACAAAAUUGAAAACAGAUUAAGCUUUAAGAAAAUUGAAUAAUUAGCAGCUGUAUCAAAAUUGUAAUUUGUGACUAUCAGGCCUAUCCCUAUAGACCUAAUUGUUAUUGUCGUCCCCCUCCCCCCCCCUUUUCCCCCCUGUACUACACAGAAAUAUUUUCUUCACCAAACUCUCCCCCCCCCCUUACGUGUCAAUACUACCAAUGGUUUUAUGAACAUACAGGGAAAAAAUAAAUAAUGGGACGAAAUGGAAACGCUUAUCACUUCAAACGCACUAUUAGGGCUAGCCACUAUUACAAUAAACCUGAUGGAAAGUGGUCCCUUACAUUAAAGCUUAAAACACUAGUUAAUGUUUUAUUAAAGUUAAUAUUAAUUUUGGUACACCAUUCAGAAUAUUUUGAGGGACCUUUUUAAAUUCUAUUUAUUAUAGGUUUUUACUAAAGUGCAUUAAUUUUUUUCACUUAGGUGUCAUCUCCAAGUUUUCAUGGUUGUCCCAGCUGUUCAUGAGUCAUGGACCCAUGGGCAAUGAGCCCCUUUGCGUCAUUGUUGCUACGCUUCAGGCUGUGGGCACCUAAAUGACCCCCUGGCGCUAUGGAUGCUACGCCACUGAAUAUGUUCUUAAUACAUCCCUGGUGUUUCUUGGAAUUGUUGAAAUACAUCCUUGUAUGUGUCCAUGUCAAAGCCAUGUCAGGAGUUCACUACAACUCCUUACUUCACUUUGUUCAGAAUUAUAAAAUCGACUUCUAAAUAUAAAAAAAAUUAGGCGAAAUUCUCAUCUUCUUCUCAAAAUUCAGAGAGAAAAAAAUUAACUCAACUUUUUAAAAGUUUAGUCUUCACGUUGAAUGAUCUCAUGCACUAGAAAAUGUGUUUGAAUGCAAGAUUGACCAAAGAGAUAUUCUUAAAACACUUGAAUUGGUGAAGUGCAUUCCUUAAACAGUGUGACAUGUUUCUAAAGUCCUGUAGAUUUACUGACACUAAACAACAAUAUUCUUGUCACAAGAUAAAUACGUACAAAAAACACAGCCUAACUUGAAACAUCUACAUAUAUUAGUCUCUAAAGAGACAUUGUUUUGAAAAGGCAAAAAAAAAAAAUACUGAUAAUAUAUUUCAUUAAACCUAAUCAGUGCUAAGCUAUGACAACCAACCAAACAAUCUCUCUGAAUUACACGCUAGAAGAGAUCAAAGAAUACUUGUCCGUCCUACAACAUGAGUCCACUCUAACUUUCAUACCAACACUGAUCUACCUGUCUCUGCUCAUUGUUGUGGGCAGUAUAGGUAACUGUCUGGUUCUGAUCAUCUAUUUGACAAGGAUGACCAAGAAAUCGAUGCGAAUAUUUAUCAUCAGCAUGGCUCUAGUUGAUCUGUUUAUCAACAUCGUUUUAAUUCCAGGAGAAAUGUACAAUAUGUUUUAUGUCUGGGACUUUGAGUAUCCAAAUCUGUGCAAAAUUCGUCGAUUUUUAAACAGCGCCUCUUCAAUGUUUUCUGUCCUUAUCUUGGUUGCUAUAGCAAUCACAAGAUACAGAGCAGUCUGCAGUUCUCCGGUCAAAAUCAUCUCGACGACUCACGCCAAAAUCACGUGCGCUUUUUUCGCCGCAUUUUCAUGUUUUCUGUCUAUACCCUAUGGCAUGAUCAAUGGACGUCAAACCAAGGAAACUCCAAAUCCAAAAAUCUUUGGUCAUUUUUGUGACAUAGACGACAGAUAUGUCCACACUAAAUGGCCAUCAUUUUGUUCCGCUAUAUUUUUACUUUUUAUUGUUGUUUCUUCCAUGUUCACUCUAGCCUCGUAUGCCAGUAUCCGAUAUAAAGUUAGGAGACAUAAUGCCAAUAUGAAGCUGAAUAAACAAGGGCAGUUAUUUCAAAUGGAGCAGAGGUCGACUUCCAUACAGGAGAAAACAAAAGUUGGUUUCUGUCCAACGACUCGUGUGAUGUUGACUAUAACUGUGACUGGCUUUGUUGCAGGCUAUCCAUUUCUUGGAGUUCAGAUCUACAAAACUGCCCAUCCAGAAGGCUAUGCUGUGUUGGAAGGUGUCCCUCUAGCCAUGUAUCAUCUUUUCUAUAGAUCAUACUUGUUACAUAGCGCAGUGAAUCCAAUCAUUUACAUCUUAAUGGACCGAAGUUUUAGGAAAGAAUGUUGGACAUUGUUGACAAAUACUUGGAAAUGUAAAUCCUAAGUACAUUUUGUCAUAUCUUCACAUUUAUUUUUAAAGACAGAUGUGCUAUACAAUUUGUAGAAAUGAAGGUCACAACAUAGACUGAGCUGGGUUAAGAAAACAUGAAAAACUUUGUCAAAUAUUUCAAAUUAAAAACUCAUCGAAGUAUUGAA
This is a messenger RNA of Biomphalaria glabrata, 5695 nucleotides long. RefSeq names its product neuropeptides capa receptor-like. Gene Ontology annotation, molecular function: G protein-coupled receptor activity. Gene Ontology annotation, biological process: G protein-coupled receptor signaling pathway. Gene Ontology annotation, cellular component: plasma membrane. The record is from RefSeq and is a predicted model, not a curated record. The transcript is spliced from 4 exons. Bases 4506 to 5543 code for a protein of 345 amino acids. Lineage: Eukaryota; Metazoa; Mollusca; Gastropoda; Planorbidae.